Diabrotica balteata is the source of this 2952-nucleotide messenger RNA. The record is from the annotation of a GenBank genome assembly. Lineage: Eukaryota; Metazoa; Arthropoda; Insecta; Coleoptera; Chrysomelidae.
AUGGAUGACCAUAAAAAUUCUGAUCAUUCAGAUGAUCUAAAUGAGACGAACAAUUACAGUGAAUCGAUGAAUUCUAUUUCUCUAGACAUGGAAACAGACUCGGACUCUACCAGUGAGGAGAACCAAAGCGAAUCAGAUGUAAAUCAUCUUCCAAAAACGCAGGAACGAGUUUCUGCAGGUUCUUUUACUAGUUGUAGCUUGUACACUAGUCAAGGUACUCCAGAUACACCAGCUACACUAGCUAGCCCAGCUACAUCAGAUAUCCCAGCUACACCAGCUGUCUUAGAUCCACCAGCUACCGUAGCUACAGCAGCUAGACCAGCUACAUCAGUUACACCAGCUACCCUAGCUACACCUGUUACCCCAGCUACACCAGGUACCACAGUUACUCCAGCGACUCCAGAUACACCUGCUACCGUAGCUACACCAGCUACCCCAGCUACAAGCGAUACUCCAGCUACACCACCUACCCCAGCUACAUCUGCUACAUCAGCUACCUCAGAUUCAGAUGAUCUGAAUGAGAAGAACAAUUACAGUGAAUCGAUGAAUAUUUCUACAGACACGGAAACAGACUCGGAUUCUACCAUUGAGGAGAAACAAAGCGAAUCAGAUGUAAAUCAUCUUCCAAAAACGCGGGAACGAGUUUCUGCAGGUUCUUUUACUAGUUGCAGCUUCUACACGAGUCAAGGUACUCCAGAUACACCAGCAACACUAGCUAGCCCAGCUACUCCAGAUAUCCCAGCUACACCAGAUAUCCCAGCUACACCAGCUGUCCCAGAUCCACCAGCUACCGUAGCUACCACAACUAGACCAGCUACACCAGGCACACCAGCUACCCUAGCUACACCAGUUACCCCAGCUACCCCAGCUACACCAGCUACACCAGUUACCACAGUUACUCCAGCAACCCCAGAUACACCUGCAACCGUAGCUAUACCAGCUACCCCAGCUCCAAGCGCUACUCCAGCUAGACCAGCUGCCCCAGCUACACCACCUACCCUAGCUACACCUGCUACACCAACUACCUCAGAUUCAGAUAAUCUGAAUAAGAAGAACAAUUACAGUGAAUCUAUGAAUUCUACAGACAUAGAAACAGACUUGGAUUCUACCAGUGAGGAAGAACAAAGCGAAUCAGAUGUAAAUCAGCUUCGAAAAACGCCUGAACGAGUUUCUGCAAGUUCUUUUACUAGUUGCAGCUUGUACACUAGUCAAGGUACCCCAACUACACCAGCUACACUAGCUACCUCAUCUACAUUAAGUACACCAGAUAGACCAGCUACCCCAGCUACAUCAGCUAACUCAGCUACACCAGCUACCCCAGCUGCACUAGCUACCCCAGCUACACUAGGUACCCCAGCUACCCCAGAUACCGUAGCUGCCCCAGCUACCCCAGCUACACUAACUACCCGAGCUACACCAGCUACUCCAGAUUCAGAUGAUCUGAAUGAGAAGAACAAUUACAGUGAAUCGAUGAAUUCAAUUUCUACAGACAUGGAAACAGACUCGGAUUCUACCAGUGAGGAGAAACAAAGCGAAUCAGAUGUAAAUCAUCUUCCAAAAACGCAGGAACGAGUUUUUGCAGGUUCUUUUACUAGUUGCAGCUUGUACACUAGUCAAAGUACCCCAGGUACACCAGCUACACUGGCUACCCCAGCUACAACAGAUAUCCCAACUACACCAGCUGUCCCAGAUCCACCAGAUACACCAGCUACACCAGGUACCCUAGCUACACCAGCUACCCCAGAUACACCUGCUACCGUAGCUACACCAGCUACCCCAGCUUCAAGCGCUACUCCAGUUAGACCAGCUACCCCAGCUACACCACCUACCCCAGCUACACUUGCUACACCAGCUACCACAGAUUCAGAUGAUCUGAAUGAGAAGAACAAUUACAGUGAAUCGAUGAAUAAUUCUACAGACACGGAAACAGAUUCGGAUUCUACCAUUGAGGAGAAACAAAGCGAAUCAGAUGUAAAUCAUCUUACAAAAACGCAGGAACGAGAUUCUUCAGGUUCUUUUACUAGUUGCAGCUUGUACACUAGUCAAGUUACUCCAGAUACACCAGCAAAACUAGCUUGCCCAGCUACACCAGAUAUCCCAGCUACACCAGCUGUCCCAGAUCCACCAGCUACCGUAGCUACUCCAGCUAGACCAGCUGCCCCAGCUACACCACCUACCCCAGCUACACCUGCUACACCAGCUAGCCCAGAUUCAGAUGAUCUCAAUGAGAAGAACAAUUACAGUGAAUCGAUGAAGUCUAUCUCUACGGACAUGGAAACAGAUUCGAACUCUACCAGUGAGGAGAAACAAAGCGAAUCAGAUGUAAAUCAUCUUCCAAAAAUGCAGCAACGAGUUUCUGCAGGUUCUUUUACUAGUUGCAGCUUGUACACUAGUCAAGGUACCCCAGGUACACCAGCUACACUAGCUUGCCCAGCUACACAAGAUAUCCCAGCUACACCAGCUGUCCCAGAUACACCAGCUAACGUAGCUACACUAGCUAGACGAGCUACACCAAUUACACCAGCUACCCUAGCUACACCAGUUACCCUAGCUGCCCCAGCUACACCACCUACCCAAGCUACAGCUGCUACACCAGCUACCCCAGACUUGGAUUCUACCAGUGACGAAGAACAAAGCGAAUCAGAUUUAAAUCAGCUUCGCAAAAAGCCGGAACGAAUUUCUGCGAGUUCUUUUACUAGUUGCAGCUUGUACACUAGUCAAGGUACCCCAGCUACACCAGCUACACUAGCUACCCCAUCUACACCAGGUACACCAGCUAGACCAGCUACACCAGUUACCCCAGCUACAUCAGCCUCCCCAGCUACACCAACUACACCAGCUAUCCUAGCUACAGUAGCUACUCCAGCUAGAACAGCUACCCCAGCUACACCAGCUACCCCAGAUACAUCAUCUUAUUAUUUACUUUCUACCAAUAUUACAUGUGCCAAUUAG